GCCGGUAUUGCGCACGGGGAGCACAACACAUAGAGACUCUCAACUCCUCUCCUCCCCUCCAAGUUUACAUUCUUGUUUUUAUUAUUCUAAAGAGCAUUACUUUGAUGAAAGUAGGCUACAUUGUAAGUGCGUAAAGGAGCAACACGCUCUGAAGUGUUUGAUUGUUUGUUUUCUACAACAACUGGAAACGAAUCCACGAAUCAUUUUACAAAGCGCAUAAUGUCAGUUACGGGUAAACUCAUCCUGUGCUGUUUUCACGGUUGAUGAUUUUCUUGGGAAGCUUUGAGAUGGAGCACAGGCUCACGAGCACACGGUGGACACCGUUAACCGGGCUGGUGGUGUGCCUGCUGGUGUGCGCGUGUGUGGUGGACCUGGUUCUGGCACAGAUUCGGUACUCCAUCCCCGAGGAGUUGGACCACGGGGCUUUUGUCGGUAACAUCGCUGAGGACCUCGGUUUGGAUGUGGCCAAACUGUCUGCCCGUCGCUUCCGGAUAGUCUCCGGUGCCAAGAAACAGUACUUAGAGGUGAAUCUGGAGAACGGUAUUUUAUUUGUUAACGAGAAGAUCGACCGCGAGGAGCUGUGUGAACGGAGCCCGACCUGCUUCUUACAUUUGCAAGUGGUGAUCGAGAAUCCGUUAGAACUGUACAGAGUGGAGGUGGAGAUUUUGGAUGUAAACGACAACUCUCCCAGCUUCCCGUGGAGCGAGUUCAAUCUGGAGAUUACAGAGUCAGCGGCGCCCGGGUCCCGGUUCCCGUUGGAGAGCGCGCAGGACCAGGACGUGGGCACCAACUCGCUCCGAUCCUACCAGCUGAGCUCCAACGAGCACUUUGUACUAAACAUCCAGACACGUAAUGACGGAAGCAAGUUUGCCGAGCUCGUGCUGGGGACCCCGCUGGACAGGGAGCAGCAGAAGACGCACGAGAUGGUGCUCACAGCCGUGGACGGGGGGUCGCCAGAGCGUUCGGGCACGGCUCGCAUCACCAUCACGGUGCUGGAUGCCAACGACAACGUGCCGGUUUUCGACCGGUCUGUUUACCGGGCGAGCCUGGUAGAAAACGCACCGAGAGGGACUUUAGUGCUGAAGCUAAAUGCCACCGAUUUGGACGAGGGUGCGAACGGAGAGGUCUCAUACGCGUUCAGUGGGCACGCACCGCUCAAAGUGCGCGAGCUGUUCAGCGUGGACCAGUAUACGGGUGAGAUCCGAGUGAAGGGGAUUGUGGACUAUGAGAAAGCGAGUGUUUAUGAGCUGUAUGUGCAGGCUAAAGACAGGGGUCCCUCGGCAGUGGCCGUGCACAGUAAGGUACUGGUGGAUGUCUUAGAUGUGAAUGACAACGCGCCGGAAGUCAUCCUCACCUCCGUGUCUACACCUGUCCAGGAAGACGCGCCACCGGGCACGGUGAUAGCCGUUAUAAGUGUCAUGGACCGGGACUCGGGAGAGAACGGGAAUGUGGACUGCCAGAUCCCCAGCAACGUCCCCUUUCAGCUCCACUCCUCCUUUAAGAACUACUACACUCUGGUGACUAGUGAGUUUCUCGACAGGGAAGCCGUCUCCGAGUACAACAUCACCCUCACGGCCCGAGACCUGGGCUCCCCGUCUCUCUCCACGAGGAAAACCAUCCUCGUCCAAGUGUCUGAUAUUAAUGACAACCCCCCGCGCUUCGCCCAGCCAUCAUACACAGUUUACGUGACCGAGAAUAACGCCCCGGGCGCAUUCAUUUGCUCAGUCACUGCUUUCGACCCUGAUUCUAAUCAGAACGCCUAUCUGUCCUACUCGAUUCUAGAGGGUCAGAUCCAAGGCAUGCCCGUGUCCACUUACGUCUCCAUCAACUCGGACAACGGAAACAUUUAUGCGCUGCGGUCCUUUGACUACGAACAGCUAAGGAACUUUCAGAUACGUGUGCAGGCGCAGGACGCCGGUUUCCCUCCGCUCAGCAGCAAUGUCACGGUAAAUGUGUUCGUUUUGGACCAGAAUGAUAAUGCUCCGGUUAUCGUGUCCCCAUUGCCCAAGAACGGGACCGUGGCGACAGAGGUAGUCCCGAGGUCAGUGGAUGCGGGGCACUUAGUCGCCAAGAUCACUGCGCUGGAUGCGGACGCAGGACAGAACUCGCGCCUCUCCUACCAGGUGCUCCAGGCUACGGACCCGGGGCUGGUUAGUGUCGCCCUCUACACGGGAGAAAUAAGGACGAUUCGCCGGUUCGUGGAUAAGGACGCUACGAGGCAGAGAGUCGUCAUCUUGGUCAAGGACAACGGGCAGCCGCCUCUCUCCGCCACCGUCUCUAUCCUCCUCUCCGUGGUUGACAAUGUGCCGGAGUCCCUGUCUGAUUUCGGCGACCUCACUCUGAGCCCCCAGCCCCCCUCCAACCUCGCCCUCUACUUGAUCGUGUCACUGAGCACCAUCUCGCUAAUCUUCCUGGUGGCUAUUAUCGUCCUGGCUGCGGUCAAGUGUUACAAGGACAGAGAGACCAUCAGUGGGUAUAACCUCCCCCCCUUCGCCUGCUGCUGUUGCGGGGGCUUCCAACCAGAGCCGCCCCCGGAGGUGUUCAAGAAAUCUAACCUAAACCUGCAGAUCUCCACCGGGGCGAAGGUGCCCACCAACUGCAUGGAGGUCAAUGGCAACGGUACUCUGUCCCAAGCCUACUGUUAUAAAGUAUGUCUGACCCCCGAGUCAGCUAAGAGCGACUUUAUGUUCUUGAAGCCGUGCAGCCCCAUUAGCACCCCGAGGAACAACGAGGCAAAGGGGGCUGAUAACUUGGCUUGGAGCGCGCACCACCGGAGCUCAUCGGUGAAUAACCAUUCCGGAGCCACCACUCCAAAUGAGCUCAAGCAACCAAACACAGACUGGACCCUCACAAAGAACCAGAACUCCUCUUUGAAAAGCUGUAACUCUAUCAACAUGGAUGGCACUCUGAUGAGGAAGGCCAUGCAUGCAGACCCAGAGAACUAUAUGACACCCAUGACUGGCCAGUACUGGACCUGGGGCACCCACAUGAGGGACUACAAGAUGUCUCCUCCUGCCACUGGGCCUCCUCCUCGCUCUUGGACCCCCCGGUGCACCCCUCCACCCCAGCAACAGCCCCAACCCCAGCAGCCUCCUCUCCCGCCACACCCCCACCCUCAUCCUCACCCCCACCCACCUCCAGACUACCAGCAUAACGUGUACAUCCCGGGCACGCCGUCGGCUCUGUGCACCCUGAGGCCAGCAGCCACCCACCACCGCAGCGAGCUGGACGUCCACAACUCCUUCUCUACCUUUGGCAAGAAGAGACGCUUCAUCCACAACUACGAGCCCCAGACAGACGCAGCAGCAGCUGUCAUCAACAAUGACCUGUAUAAUGAUUAAUAAUGGGCUCCUGAGAGGGAAUGAGUGAGUGAGUAGCCUCUAUGGUAUGAAUGAGCCCUAUGUCUGCUAACAUAGUAAACAGACUAAGGAUGAAAGGAAUCAAUUAAAUAAGUGUACAAAUGCCGGAAUGAAUGAAUGAACUUUCGACCUCUAUAAUAAAGGAACGAGGGAGAUGGACUAAUGUUGAGGAGAUGAAUCUAAGAAGAGUGACCUCAUUUUUACACCUGCCACUGUUGGCCAUUGCUAUUUUUGACACAUUACUGCCACAUGUUUCCAACAGUCUGAUUUUCAAUGGAUUUGAGUCAUUUACCAGACGCUCUUAUCCAAAGCGAUUUAAAGGAGCAAUUAGGGUUAAGUGCCUUGCUCAAUGGAACAUAGACAGAUUUUUCACCUAGUCGGCUUGGAGAUUUGAACCAGCGACAUUUUGGUUACUGGCCCAAUGCUCUUAACUGCUAGGCUACCUGUAGCCCAGUAUGAUAAAUCAUCAUUAUUAAUUAUUGGUAUUAUGAUCAUUAGCAUUAUUAUUUUGACAAUCAGCGUGGAUCAACAGUUUGACGAGAAACAUACAAAUAGCCUAAGAUUGGACAGCGCUUUGCACAUUGUUAUAAAUAUGAAUUCUAUUUUUGAAUGUUUAAGAAAAGGAAAAUAAAUACAAAUAACCAGGUUGCAUUCAUUCACCUGAAACGUUUUAAAAUGUGGGGGUCUGUCAAGCAGAUCUUGUGUGAAUAUAUAUGAAUAUAGCCUACUUGUAGAUGCAAACUGCAAUUGUGAUGCAGGGGAUCCACAAAGACUUUAAACAGUCAACUACCCAACACAUAUACUGUAUAUACAUUUCUGAGAAUAAAGUAUUUUUUCUCAUA
Molecule: messenger RNA, 4201 nt
Organism: Oncorhynchus keta (chum salmon)
Lineage: Eukaryota; Metazoa; Chordata; Actinopteri; Salmoniformes; Salmonidae
Exons: 4
Coding region: 264-3341 (1025 amino acids)
Biological process (GO): homophilic cell-cell adhesion
Cellular component (GO): plasma membrane
Molecular function (GO): calcium ion binding
Source: RefSeq, a predicted model, not a curated record